Molecule: messenger RNA, 4452 nt
Organism: Candidula unifasciata
Lineage: Eukaryota; Metazoa; Mollusca; Gastropoda; Stylommatophora; Geomitridae
Source: the annotation of a GenBank genome assembly
AUGUUUUUAUUUCCAUCUAAUUUCAAUAACCAACACAUUCCUACUGUGGACAGCACCGCCAAAGUUCUUCUGGACAUCCGGACGUACAGCAACCCGGGCAACCUCAAGUUGGACGGUCAGUGUUGUGACGGGGAGAUGAGCGGCAACGUUUGUGCCGAUGAGUGUGAAUACAGUAUCACUGCAUGUCUGGGACAGAGUGAAUCUAGUCCUUGCUCGUUGGCCAGAAUUAGCCGGGACUACAUAGAGUCGCCAGAUGGCACUUACAGUCCGAUAUCUUUUGACCUGCAGACGUGGCCAGGAUCAGUCCUGGUGAGCCUCUACGUGGAUGACAUGGACACCUCCGAGCGACAACCCAUCGACACCAGCCAGUUCUGGUUCUACAGCUCCACGCCGCUCCGGAACCAGGUGAUCAUCAAUCGUGGCAACUAUAGCCUGUUCAAUAUCACAGGCAACAGGCUGGUUCAACCCACGAUAAUGACCGUGGCGCUAGUGGCUCGCUGUGACCAGUACUUCUACAGUGACCGCUGUGACGUCAACUGUGUGCCGUCCAACGACUGUGGCGGUCACUACACCUGCAACAGAAGUACCGGGGACAAGAUCUGCAUCAGCGGGUGGGACGGCCCCAACUGUAGCCUGUCGGUUGGUGGCAAUCACGGCUGCUCUAGUGAGGAUCGUUGCUCUGGGAACGGACAAUGCGUGAGCAGCGGGAACGGGACGGGACAAGUGUACUGCUGUUGUAGGUCAGGCUUUAGGGGCGACCGGUGUCAUGAAGAUGUGGACGAGUGUUCUAGUCACCCGUGCCAGAAUGGAGGCAGCUGUGUGCAGGAGGCAGCGCCCAACUUCAGAUGUGACUGUAGACUGGGGUGGACAGGUAAUCGCUGCCAGACGGCCCAAACCUGCAGUGAUGCGCCUUGCCAGAACGGCGGAGAGUGUCGGGAGUUGCGCCAAACUUUCUAUUGUCUAUGUGACUCUACCGGCUUCACUGGAGACUUUUGUGAGAUACCCCCAACUACAACUUCACCGACAACAACCAGCGAAUUAACCACAACUACGACAACAUCUAGCACUACGAAGUUAACCACAACAGCAACUACAGCAUCAGAAGUUUCUCCACCUGCACCAAGACGGUGUCAUGGAAAUUACUACGGGCCCACCUGCACGACUUACUGUAAAGCCACGGACGAUUGCUCGGGACACUUCACCUGUGAUACAAUUUACCGGUCAGCAAAGCAGCCCGACCUUCAAUGUCAAUGCCAGAAUGGAGGAUAUUGUUUCCGAGAUGGUUGUUGCUGCCCGGUCGGUGUCACUGGUGCCCUGUGUAACCUGGAGGCAGUGUUUUGUCCAAGUAGUCCAUGUAUGAACGGAGGUACAUGUUUUGAGGAUGUUACAGGCGCUAGAUGUCAGUGCAGAGAGAUGUUCACGGGAGAAUAUUGCGAGACCAUGUUGUACCCCAACAGAAACUGUCCAGCGAAUUUCUAUGGUGCUGUCUGCGAUGUCUACUGUCUGCCCCAGUAUGGGUGUGGCUCUGAGACGGGACAGUUCUACUGCGAUGAGAAGACAGGUCAGAAAGUUUGUAUGUUUGGGUGGAUGGGUGCUCUGUGUGACCAGCCAGAUCCAAGUACAAAACACAAAGAGCCGUGUCCAAACAGCGUUUGCAGGAACAGCGCAACCUGCCUCAAUGGAACUUGCUGUUGCUUGCCAGGUUACACGGGAUCUUUGUGUCAUAUUGAAAUAUUGGAAUGUGAAAGUAACCCAUGUUUGAAUGGCGGGGUCUGCAGUGAUGAAAUUAACGCUUACACCUGCGAUUGCCGGCCAGGGUUUUCCGGUCUUAACUGCGAAGAAGUUGUGGUGGACAACUCUUCUGAGGUUUCAACCACAGCUAUUCCAGAUCCAUCUAGGGACCCAUGUUCAUCAGCACCGUGUCAGAAUGGAGGUAUGUGUCUUCAAAAUGGUACCAGCGAAUUCAUGUGUCUGUGCUCGGGGAGAUACUAUGGCAAGAUCUGUGAGAAUUAUGUCUCACAAUUUCCGUCAAACUUCAACUGUGCUCUUGGUUUCUAUGGAGGCAACUGCUCUGUGAUCUGUUUAGAAGACGAUUCAUGUGGCGGCCAUUUCUUUUGUGACCCAAAUACAGGCGCCAAGAUAUGUAGGUCAGGAUGGAGUGGUGACUUUUGUAACCAGCGGGCAGUUGCUCAUUCAUUGGAUCCUCAAUGUCCAAUUGUUGGAGCAGGAUGUCUGAAUGGAGGAUCUUGUUUUAAUCAACGAUGUUGUUGUCGGGCUCCAUACACAGGGCUGUUGUGCCAGGUAGAAGAGCUACCGUGUAACAGCUCACCUUGUGGAGAACACGGGGUGUGUGCUGAUCUCACGUCAGGGUAUGUAUGUCAUUGUGCAGCAGGCUACACAGGAAAACAUUGUGAGGUGUCAGUCCCUGACUCCAGACUGCCAUUUUCUGUUGACGUAAGCUCUACAACAGCAUACAGCUUCCCUCAUUUAUCGCCAUCAUCGUCAUCCCUAUCUGAGGAAGAAAUACCAUCAAGUCUUGCUCCAUACACCGUCAUGAACACAAUGCCUUACACACUGUCAGUCGACACCGCUGCUCCUGGGGUCGCCUAUAGUCUGUAUGCUCCAGCAUCUGACUCAUCUGAAGUCCACACGAUCACUUACUCAGAUACAACCGUCCGUGGAGACACGUCCAGACUGCAUGGCCUAGUGUCUAGCUCAGCUUCUGAUCUCGGCACGAUGACCGAUUCAUACACAGCGGUCAGUGAAGUGUUCAUCACAGGGCCAAUUACCCCAGCAGAUUAUCCCAGAUUAGUCCAACUUGUCACGGACUCCCUGGCCAGGUCCAGCCAGCCAGAGGUGUCUUGCUGUCACUCGGUGGUCGUGGAUGACAAUGAUAUGUAUUUUGAUCAGGAUGGAACCCCACUUGUUAGACUGGAUUACACCUUCUCAGACUCCAUGAUUGAACAGAUAGACAGCCACCUCAACUCCACACCAGAAUUCAGUGCCAACAGAAACCAUGUUUAUCGAGGACCAAUCACGGAGCCAGAUGUUGUGUUUGAUCUGGAUGUGAUCGGAGACUUGCCAGAGCGGACGUUGCCACAAAUUGCCGACAUCCUAACUAGAGUCUGGACAAGAAAAUAUCAGAAUUGCGCAUGCAAGUACUCUGUUAACGUUCUGUAUGGACAACAGUACAUCGGCAACUAUGGCACUCGGCUGACCAAGAUCUUCUACACCUUGUCGAGAGAUGGAGUCACCCAGACAGUGGAUGCUCGUGACCGGCUUACUGUCCAGGACUUGCAGGAAGAAUUCAGCCCGUCUUUCUAUCGGCCCUACAGACACACCGAUUUAGCAAUCACUCUGACAUCUCAAGUUGGAAUUGAAACCAAACAAGAACUCACUAGAAGUUGGCAAGCUUUUCUCCAGGAAACUGGCCAGUGUGAUUCGGCACACUGUAAUGUGACUAUCAGAGCUGUGAGACCGGAAAUAUAUUACACAAAUACCAGCAACGAAAUCUCCAGCUUUGCCUACUUUGUACUGCUGAAUGGUCAUCUGGUCAAACCACUAUCAGUGAGCGGACAGUCCCUGGCACAAAUACAUAGACACUUGGCUCUGUGCGACUGUCAGCACCACCCUGUCAUGUCCCUUUACCUGCAUGGAUACACCCGGUACUCGAAGAUCAUGUCUGUAAUCUCGGGUAUCCUAGGAAGUGGUAUAAUGUUUACAUUGUUUGAUAUCCUGGUUCCUUGUGUUUUAUAUCCUGGUUCCUUGUGUUUUAUAUCCUGGUUCCUUGUGUUUUAUAUCCUGGUUCCCGCAUCACCGGUCACUAUAGUGGACUACUACGUCACCAUUGACCAAGCUGACUCUAGCUUGACCUCAGCUGAAGAGCCACCCAUACAGACGGUCCAGCAGUUGUUCUAUGACAAGACUUCUCUGUCUGUCUGCGUCUCCAUCAGGAGAGCACUGGAGGAUUCCUGGACAGAAACUAACAAAAAGUUGGGGCACAUUACUGUCAUAAACAUUGAUACAAACUUGGAUCCCGAAGGAGGAUUUGAGGACUCCAUCACUGACAUGGACCUUCUCCAGCCAGACGAUGAAGUCCUAGAGACCCAUUUUCGAAAUCAUGACCUUGACAUUCACAUGUCCGGAGGUGAUGGCCAUUCUAAUGAGGGCACUGUCGACAGUGGGACACCAUUUCCCUGGUACAUCCCGGUUGGCGUCAUCCUGUCCCUGCUGCUGAUUGUGGUCAUCGUCUGUAUCUUCUGCUGUAUCUGCUGGGAAUCCAGAAAAAGAGAUUCUAAAGAAAUAGAUAACAACCCAGAAGAUUUUAGAGAGGAUAACUUCGACAAGGAGCACUUCACCAUGGAACCAGUGGCAUUUGAAAAUGAAGCCUUCCAUGCGAUAGACAACCCCAACAUCUCCCAGGUUGACCAGCGAGGCAAGACGGAUUUGUGA